Molecule: messenger RNA, 1439 nt
Organism: Chelonoidis abingdonii (Abingdon island giant tortoise)
Lineage: Eukaryota; Metazoa; Chordata; Testudines; Testudinidae
Product: musculoskeletal embryonic nuclear protein 1-like
Biological process (GO): tissue regeneration; chondrocyte differentiation; chondrocyte proliferation
Cellular component (GO): nucleus; membrane; cortical endoplasmic reticulum
Molecular function (GO): calcium channel regulator activity
Source: RefSeq, a predicted model, not a curated record
GAAGCGCGAGGCGCCCGCGGGGUGCUCGGUUGGUGUCAUGAGUCCCUGAGGCCGUCGCGCGCCAGGGUGCCUCGCCAUGGGGGGACCUCCCGCUUUGGUCUCCGCCAACGGCAGCCUGAGCCUGACAACCCGGCCCGGCCGCCUCGUUGUGUCCUCCUCGGGGGCCGGGCCUGGGGACGGGAGCCGGGGCUGCGAGAACGGGGCCUUCAUGGACAGCUUCGGUAUUUUCCUGCAGGGGCUCCUGGGUGUCGUGGCCUUCAGCACCCUUAUGCUAAAACGCUUCAGAGAACCAAAGCAUGAAAGACGUCCUUGGAGGAUAUGGUUUUUAGAUACGUCUAAACAAGCCAUAGGGAUGUUGUUCAUACACUUUGCAAAUGUGUAUUUAUCAGACCUAACUGAAGAGGACCCUUGUUCACUGUACCUUAUAAACUUCUUGCUGGAUGCAACCUUAGGGAUGCUGCUAAUCUAUGCUGGUGUGCGCGUAGUCAGCAGCAUUGUGGAAUGGCAGCAGUGGGAGUCCCUUCGCUUUGGUGAAUAUGGUGACCCGCUGCAGUGCAGUGCUUGGGUGGGACAGUGUGCACUGUACAUAGUGAUCAUGAUGUUUGAGAAAACCAUCAUCAUUAUAGUCCUCCUAAUACCUCAGUGGAAAGAGGUAGCUUUAUUGAAUCCUAUAGAGAACCCCCAGUUGGAGCUGGCUAUCGUCAUGCUGAUAGUUCCCUUCUUUGUUAAUGCAUUAAUGUUCUGGGUAGUGGAUAACUUUCUUAUGAAGAAAGGGAAGACAAAAGCUAAACUCGAAGAAAAGGAAGUGGGGCAAGAUUCAAGGAACGGAAGUAAAGUCCGAUACAGGAGAGCAGCAUCACAUGAAGAGUCAGAAUCAGAAAUACUUAUUUCAGCAGAUGAUGAAAUGGAGGAGUCAGAAGUUGAAGAGGACCUACGGAGACUGACUAACUUAAAGCCUGUUAAGAAGAAGCAUCGAUUUGGGCUGCCUGCAGCCCCCGUGAAAAAGAAGCGUCCUCCAGUGAAGGAGGAAGAUCUCAAAGGGGCUAGAGGAAAGCUGUCCACAAACCAGCAGAUUAAAUCCAAAACCUACCAAGUCAUGAAGCAAUGUGAACAAGAGGGCUCUGUGGCACCUUCCAUAUUCAGUCAAGAUCGGACAGGAGGUGAAACAGCCUUUGAGAAGCCUAAAGGAGAGCCACCGAAGAGCAUCUUUGGCUGAUAACCAAGUUUAACCUGUGUGACAAAGAUUCCUAACGUAACACUUAAUCCCAAAUUGCUGUCGCUUAUACUAAACUUAUUGCUGCACUAGUAAAUCAACUUAAUUCUUUCAAAUUAGUCAUUAAUUAAGAGGACUCAUUUUGUAGGCUACAACUUCCUUUUCAGGGGCAGCUCCAGGCCCCAGCACGCCAAGCGCGUGCUUUGGGCAGCAUGCUGCAGGGGGC